AUGUCAUCUGGCUUCAAAGCAAGAUUCGAGAAAGAACUCAAAGAAAAACUACUAUAGAAAUCAAAUCACAAGCUAACUGAGGAAGCUUGCCUCAUCAAGAUGUUCAAGUACUUCGACAUCUAUGACAAGGGCGCUGUAUCCCUACAAGACUUUGUCAAGGCCAUGGAGAAGAUCGGUCUCUACUACAGCAUCCAGGAACUCGAACCCCUCUUCAAGGCAUAUGACACCGACGGAAGCGGCUCACUCGACUACAAAGAAUUCACUGGUAUCAUAUUCGGAAACGAUGGCAGCACUGUUAAGGGACAAUUAGUAAAGCGCCCUGCCCUAGUUGAUAUAUUCAGAAAGAAAGUCAUCUAGAGAGGUGCUCGUGGUAUCAUUGGUCUUCAGAGAACAUUCAAGAUUAUGGACGAUGAUGGAUCAAAGACACUUUCAAGAUAGGAAUUCGAGAAAGCCAUUAGAGACUUUAAAGCUGAGAUUCCAGCUGAAGAUGCUGGUAUCCUCUUCCAGGCUUUCGAUGUUAACAGAGAUGGCACAAUCCAAUACGACGAAUUCCUUAGAGUUAUUAGAGGUGAACUCAGUGAAUACAGAAAAAACCUAGUUGAAAGAGCCUUCAAAAAACUAGAUAGAGACGGAAGCGGUGUUGUUGAGGUCUCUGAUUUGGUUGGUGUUUAUAAUGCUAAGAAACACCCAGCUGUUAUAGAAGGAAGAAAGACUGAGGAGCAAGUCUUGGGAGAGUUCCUUGAGACCUUCGAAACUCAUCACAAUGUGAUGAAUGACAAUGAGAGAGAUUUCAGAGUUACUCUAGAGGAGUUCAUUGAAUAUUACACCAAUGUUUCAGCUAGUAUUGAUGAUGACAUGUACUUCUAAGCAAUGAUGAAUUCAGCAUGGAAUCUAAGUGGUGAUGCUGCUCAAUAUCAAAGCUACAACAAGGGUUGGGCCAAUGAGGAUGCAUAAAAAAGACCAUCAACUGGCACUCAAGGAGGUGCAUAUCAGAGAAAGAAUAAUGACCCAACUGGCCAAGCUACUCUCAGAAGUGGCAUGGUCAGUUCAGACUUCCCAUUCGGAGAUACUUAAGCAAAAUACUACGAAAAAUAAGGUAGCCCAAUGAGACAAUCACUAGCUAACAACAAGCAUAUUAGUGAUCCACAAAGAGAAUACAAUCAAAUCACAGGAUAAGAGAGCGGUCAGAACCCAUUCGUCUCUAACAUUGGCACCAAAUAUAACACUCAUGUUUCAAAUACCCAAUCAAAGCAAGAAUAUCCAAAGCCAUUAGCUACAUUAGCCCAAUAAAAGCAAAAUGAAAUUCACUUAGACAGAUUCAAGGCAAAGCUCUUCAAAAGAGGUGUCAAGGGUCUUAUUGGCUUAAAGAGACAAUUCAAGAUUAUGGACUCAGAUGGAAGCGGUGCUCUCGAUAUUGAAGAAUUCAAGAGAGCUCUUGCAGACUACAAGGUCCAAGCCUCUCCAGAAGAAGCUGAACAAAUUUUCGGUAUUUUUGAUAGAAACAGAGAUGGCACCAUCAACUUCGAAGAAUUCAUGACUGCUAUCUUGGGACCCCUUUCUGAGUACAGAGUCAACCUAGUAAAAUAGGCAUUCAAGAAACUCGACGAUAAUGGAAAUGGUACCUUAGAAAUUGAUGAGGUCAAGUUCAAAUUCGAUCCUUCAAGACAUCCAGAUGUUAAGAACGGGUCAAAGACUGCCGAAGAGUGCAGAUAUGAGUUUUAUGAUCUAUUCUCUACCCAUCACAAUGUAGCCCAAGGUUUUAAGCCAGACAAGAGCGUAUCAAUUGACGAAUUCCUUGAAUACCAUCAAUUCGUCUCAUCAGUCAUUGACAAUGACAAUCUAUUUAAGAUCUUCAUGACUGGAGUGUGGAACCUCGAUUUAGUGGAAGUCAACAGCGGAUAGAUAAAAACAGCAGGAAGCACUCCUCAAGUCUAUGGAAAAAAUAGCAAGGAGCAGUGGAAAUACGACAUGCACAGAUCACUUUUUGGUGAAAUGGACAACACUCCAAUGGCACAUGAAGUAUAACAAGUCUAUACCAAGAAGUAAAACGGAAAAUAAGCUGUCAACUCAUAGAUGCCAGUUGCAGGUACUGGAAACUGGAAUCAAGUUGGUAAGGCCUCAAACCUUCAAUCAAGCUAAGAUAUUCCUGCUAACCAAAGAUAUCCACCCUCAAAUCAAGUUAAUUACACUACUCUCCCAACUGAGAAACAACUUCUCAACACUGUCAGAGAAAAAAUUAUCUCAAGAGGGGCCAGAGGUAUCAAUGGUAUUAAGAGAGUUUUCAAGAUUAUGGACGACAACGACUCAAAAACCCUAGAUAGACAAGAGUUUUCAAAGGCUAUGAAAGACUAUAGAAUCACCUAGGACCCAGAGGAGAUUAACACUGUGUUCAAGGUCUUCGAUAGAGAUGGCAACGGUGAGAUUAACUACGAUGAAUUCUUGAGAACCAUUGUGGGCAAAAUGAACGAGAGAAGAAGAAACGUUGUCACUCUAGCAUUCAAGAAAUUCGAUGCAGAUGGAAACGGUACUAUCAACAUUGAAGACUUGAAGGGAAGAUACAAUGCCAAGAAUCACCCAGAUGUAAAACUAGGCAAGAAGACUGAAGAAGAUGUGCUCUACGAGUUCUUGGACACUUUUGAACAACAUUAUGCCUUAAGUAACCCAGAAGCAAAGGACAGAUCAAUCAGUAUGCCAGAGUUCAUUGAGUAUUAUAACAAUAUCAGCUGCUCAAUUGACAAUGAUGAAUACUUUGAACUCAUGAUUAGAAACGCCUGGAACCUAGACAAUAAGAACUACAACAAGGGAUGGGCAGGUGAAAACUGA
Molecule: messenger RNA, 2823 nt
Organism: Stylonychia lemnae
Lineage: Eukaryota; Ciliophora; Spirotrichea; Sporadotrichida; Oxytrichidae
Source: the annotation of a GenBank genome assembly